Cladophialophora immunda is the source of this 1572-nucleotide messenger RNA. RefSeq lists its product as uncharacterized. The record is from RefSeq and is a predicted model, not a curated record. Lineage: Eukaryota; Fungi; Ascomycota; Eurotiomycetes; Chaetothyriales; Herpotrichiellaceae. The transcript has a single exon. Bases 300 to 1133 code for a protein of 277 amino acids.
GCUCGAGUCUGAGUUCUUUCCACGGCAUCAGAUCCAGUGGGUCUGGAGGUUCCAAUGAUUCCUGCCUUUCCCCAACACCAAGUUGUGCUUAGCUAGAGCGAUUAUCACUAAGCUUCACCAGCACUCAGAUCUCAGUAACUGACAUUCCGAAGGUUUGGGGGAGAGAGCAGUACAUGGUCAACUGCACGUGAUAAAGUUUUACCGGAGUGGCUGGUCUCUUGCCCAGAGGGCUGGCCUAAGUUAAACUGGGCCUAGAGCAGGGCUGACUCCAAUCAUCAACACUGCGUCGAAAGCGAAAUAUGUGGCUCAUCAACGCGUCUACACUGUCGCUAGAGCACUUCUACGGCGAUGACAUUCCUGCCUACGCCAUUCUGUCGCAUACCUGGGGAGAGGGCGAGAUGUCCUUCCGGGAAUUCACCCAAAUUCAGAACGUCGGAACCACGAGCAAAGCAGGAUAUCGCAAAAUUGCCGCAACUUGCGAGCUGGCACUGAAGGAUGGGUGCCCAUAUGUGUGGGUUGAUACGGUGUGUAUAGACAAAGCGAGCAGUGCAGAACUCACCGAGGCUAUCAAUUCCAUGUUUGGCUGGUACCGGCGGUCUCAAAUCUGCUAUGCAUACCUGAGCGACUUCACGCUCGAUAUUGCUGAUGUUUCUCCGCGGCCAGCUCUAUUUGAAGACGAUUUCCGGAAAUGUCGGUGGUUUACUCGCGGGUGGUGUCUGCAAGAACUACUUGCGCCACGACAUCUACAGUUCUUGAACCAACAAUGGCAAGAAAUCGGGACGAAGAGCAUGCUCAGUCGACUAAUCUCAGACAUCACCGGGGUUCCUGAGGCGGUCCUGGUUAUGCCCCCGGAGAAGGAAAUCCAUGAAUAUCCAAUCGCGGCACGAAUAUCCUGGAUAGCCAAGCGUCGGACCACAAGAAUUGAGGACAUAUCGUAUAGCCUUCUAGGAAUUCUCGGCGUCAACAUGCCAAUGCUCUAUGGGGAAGGACCAAUGGCCUUCAUCCGACUCCAAGAAGAAGUUAUUCGAAAAUUCAACGAUCUGUCCAUCUUCGCCUGGACUGGAGAAGCGACAGCAUCGGGAUUCAUGCCCAUUUUGUCUGCAUCACCUUCAAGCUUCGCCAGCAACCUUUAGCUCAUGCUGGCAGUGGUAAUAGUAGCCAGCUUGGCAGCAGAUUGAGCACACAAUUUUCUCUCACGAAUCAAGGCGUCUUUUUCCCGAAUGCGAAACUCCAAUACCAGAAUGCAGUGCCAGGAUACCGCCACCACUACCUCUUAGACCUCAACUAUCGUGAUUCUUCCUUUCGGGGCAGACAACGUAAACAGAGAUAUCUCCUUCUUCAAAAAAUAGGUCCGGGACUUUUUACCCGCCUUCAUGACACUCCGGAGCGGCUGAGAGCAUUCCAAAAGCAGCUCGUUACCAAACCAUUCAACGAGCCGGCGUGUAUUCUUCAUAACCUCUCUGAACCGCUGGCCCGAAAACUGGCUCUGUGGGAGCGUUAUGCAGUGCGUCUGCGCUGGACGCCCUGGGAAAAGCUGGGACGAAGAUUCUGGCAUGUUCGAACGGCAUAUCC